Prunus armeniaca (apricot) is the source of this 615-nucleotide messenger RNA. The record is from the annotation of a GenBank genome assembly. Lineage: Eukaryota; Viridiplantae; Streptophyta; Magnoliopsida; Rosales; Rosaceae.
AUGGAGAGAUUCCUUGUAAAAAGCAAGGGACAACAUUCGAAGCGGUCAAAUCUUGCCGAUGAGAUCCUACAAGCACAAAUGUGGUUCGGUGCCAUGGGGCAAGGCAAAAAAAGUUUCAUGAGUCACCAAUGUUUGGAAGUUGUGAAGAAUUGUUCACGAUUCAAAAUUAUUUCCACUGGUCCGCCGGUUGUGUUAAAUGAGACACCGUUCCACGAUUCGUCAGGAACUUAUUCAUCAUUGGACUCCCCAAUGGAUCAAGACUCACCACUCCCACGUAUGCUGAGACCUAUUAGGAGAAAGGCGGCAAAGGCCAAGAGAGGAAGCACUUCAAACAAUGAAUGUGCACAAUGUUGGGAGCAAAUAGCUAAGAACAGCGCACUGAGAAUUGAGAGAGACUUGAAAAGAGAAGAAGCGGACAAGGCACGACAUAAAGCAUUUGCAAUUCAAAGGCAGCAGGCACAAGAACAAGACAUAGAGGACAGAGAGAUGAAAAUCAUGGCCAUGGAUAUGAGCCAUAUGUCUCUUGAAACAAAGUCCUAUUGGAAGCUAAAACGAAGGGAUGUGAUGAGAAGAAAACUUUCCAUGACAACGGACCUAGCAAUAUGGAUUGGUUAA